Benincasa hispida (wax gourd) is the source of this 1799-nucleotide messenger RNA. RefSeq names its product Mitochondrial substrate carrier family protein. The record is from RefSeq and is a predicted model, not a curated record. NCBI's taxonomy places the organism in Eukaryota, Viridiplantae, Streptophyta, Magnoliopsida, Cucurbitales, Cucurbitaceae. Gene Ontology annotation, biological process: transmembrane transport.
CCCAUUUAGAAACGCCUUGAAAGAACAAACCAAUCCAGAAUCCAGAGAGGAGAGGAAGACCCACAGAGAGGCGACCGGAGUAGACGGGGGAUUCGGCGGAUCCGCGAGGAAAGAUUCCCUUUCCGUUGCGGUGAGGAAGAACGGUUUCGAUUUUAUAUAUAUUAAUCUUACUAAACUUUCGAGGACAAGAAACUGCGAUUUAUACUGCCCCUUCUCCCGUCACCACUCAGUCAAAUCACGAAUUGAUGGGGGCUUUGUUAUAAUUGAAGGGGUUUGGAAUAUAUUUGGUCUGCAGGCUCAGCUUCAUUGUUCCUGUGGAUGUAUCUUGUCGUCAUUCAAGAAGAAGAUCGGCUUGUGAAUCUGCCCAAAUCCUUUCUGGGUAUUCUCAGGCCGCCUUAUCUGUCUGUUGAGAGAAAGGCUUUCUCACAUUGUGUUCACAGAGAUAGAUGGGAUAAAGAAUUCUUCAAGCUUCAGAGCGGAUAAUAUCAAUUUGUUGCUGUGAGAUUGCUUUUUAAGUUGUUUUGGUUUCGAGCAGUUGUAAGGUGUUGGCUUAUCCAAAAUGAAUCCCUCUCAAGGGUCUACCUUGUCCGCAAAUGUUGCGGGGUUUGUUGAUGGUUCGUCUGCAAAAAGAGAAGUCUCAUACAUUGACAGUCUACCUAUUUAUGUUAAAGAGCUGAUAGCCGGUGGCGCUGCUGGUGCCUUUGCUAAGACUGCUGUUGCACCCUUGGAACGCAUUAAGAUACUCUUGCAGACUAGAACUGAAGGAUUCCAUUCUCUUGGAGUCUUUCAAUCUUUGAAGAAGGUGCUGAAGCAUGAAGGUGUUCGUGGAUUCUAUAAGGGAAAUGGAGCAAGCGUUGUUCGGAUUGUUCCUUAUGCAGCUCUUCAUUUCAUGACAUAUGAGCAAUAUAGAUGUUGGAUCUUGAAUAACUAUCCAGGCUUAGGAGUUGGGCCUCAUAUUGAUCUUUUAGCUGGUUCAAUAGCUGGAGGAACAGCUGUUUUAUGCACAUACCCCUUGGACCUGGCACGAACAAAACUGGCUUACCAGACUACUGACACAAGAAUGAGGAACUCUGGUUUAAGAAGUUAUCAUACUCAACCUGCAUACAAUGGCAUCAAGGACGUUCUAAUGCACGUUUAUAGAGCUGGUGGAGCACGUGGCCUUUAUCGGGGUGUAGGUCCAACACUCACAGGAAUCCUUCCUUAUGCUGGUUUGAAGUUCUACAUUUAUGAAAAACUGAAAAGUCACGUUCCUGAGGAGCAUCAGAGUUCCAUUGUGAUGCGACUUUCUUGCGGAGCUCUGGCUGGAUUAUUGGGGCAGACGUUCACGUAUCCCCUGGACGUUGUUAGAAGACAAAUGCAGGUUGGAGAUAUGCCAUCUUCACUUAAUGGUCAAGUCAGAUUUAGGAAUUCGAUUGAAGGUCUUACGAUGAUUGUUCGUAACCAAGGGUGGAGGCAGUUGUUUGCAGGACUGAGCAUUAACUAUAUUAAGAUUGUUCCUUCUGUGGCCAUCGGAUUUACAGCAUAUGACAGCAUGAAGCUGUGGCUCCGAAUCCCGCCUCGGCAGAAGACACAGUCGAUUUCUUCUGCUGCAUAAACUAAAUCCUCUCUGAUGUUGACGCUCUCUCUAGAAUGCCCUUGUAACUGGUCUUUGCUAAUUAUGAACUACUACUCUCACACAACGUUUUGACUUCCAUGUGUGCUUGAAUCGAUAAUGCUCUUUCUAGUUCACUAUAUUUGGUAUGUUCUUCACUCCCUCCUUGUGGGGAGUAAAAAUGAAAGACUUUCCAUGCUUUAGAUUA